UGCUCCGGGCCGGGACUCUAGGGGCGGAAGGUUGUGGCGCUGUCUAUCCGGCUAGAGCAAGACUCUGAAGUCGCGGAUCCAGGCCCCGCCCGAGGCACUAGAGUGGCCAGCCCGCGAGCAGAGAAGGCAGAGGGUCAGGCCCCAAGGGGCCCAUGGCAGGCAGAUGGCUGGCUCUGCUCUGGGCUCCUGGCUUCCUCUGUGUGGCUCUGAUACCGGAGAUGGCAUCUGGGACCGGAGACCCAUCCACAAAAGCCCAUGGACACAUCCAAUUUUCAACUGGAGGUGUCAACCAGACUGCCUUGGUGGAUUGCCGAGCCGUGUGUAGCCUGAACACAUCUGAUCGCUGUGACUUUGUCAGGAGGAAUCCGGACUGCCACAGCGAGGCGGGCUACCUGGACUACCUCGAGGGCAUCUUCUGCUACUUCCCUCCCAACCUCCUCCCUCUGGCCAUCACCCUCUACGUUUUCUGGCUGCUUUACCUCUUUCUGAUCCUGGGAGUCACCUCGGCCAAGUUCUUCUGCCCUAACCUGUCAGCCAUCUCCACUAACCUCAAACUCUCCCACAACGUGGCAGGUGUCACCUUCCUGGCCUUUGGAAAUGGCGCUCCAGACAUCUUCAGUGCUUUAGUGGCUUUCUCAGACCCACGUACUGCCGGCCUGGCCAUUGGGGCUCUGUUUGGUGCAGGGCUGCUGGUCACCACUGUGGUGGCUGGAGGCAUCACCAUCCUGCAUCCCUUCAUGGCUGCCUCCAGGCCUUUCCUCAGGGACAUUGCUUUCUACAUGGUGGCUGUGUUCCUAACCUUCACUGCACUCUAUCUCGGCAGGAUCACGCUGGCGUGGGCGCUGGGUUACCUGGGCCUCUACGUGUUCUAUGUGGUCACGGUCAUCAUCUGCACUUGGGUCUACCAACGGCAGCGAAGCAGGUCUCUGGUCCACUCCAUAUCGGAGACACCAGAGUUGCUGUCUGAGUCAGAGGAGGACCAGAUGUCUUCCAACACCAACAGCUAUGACUAUGGAGAUGAGUACCGGCCUCUGUUGCUGGGUCAGGAGACCACUGUCCAGAUCCUGAUCCAAGCCCUGAAUCCCUUGGACUACAGGAAGUGGAGAACUCAGUCGAUAUCCUGGAGGGUCCUGAAGGUAGUCAAGUUGCCUGUGGAGUUCUUGUUGCUGCUCACAGUACCAGUUGUGGACCCCGACAAGGACGAUCGGAAUUGGAAACGGCCACUCAACUGUCUGCAGCUGGUCAUCAGCCCCCUGGUCCUGGUCCUGACCCUGCAGUCGGGGGUCUACGGCAUCUAUGAGAUCGGCGGUCUCCUUCCUGUCUGGGCUGUGGUGGUGAUCGUGGGCACAGCGCUGGCUUCAGUGACCUUCUUUGCCACAUCUAACAGAGAACCCCCUAGACUGCACUGGCUCUUUGCUUUCCUGGGUUUCCUGACCAGUGCCCUAUGGAUCAAUGCAGCCGCCACAGAGGUGGUGAACAUCUUACGGUCCCUGGGUGUGAUCUUCCGCCUGAGCAACACCGUCCUAGGGCUGACCCUUCUGGCCUGGGGAAACAGCAUUGGAGAUGCGUUCUCAGAUUUCACGCUGGCCCGCCAGGGAUACCCUCGGAUGGCCUUCUCCGCCUGUUUCGGGGGCAUCAUCUUCAACAUCCUGGUUGGUGUGGGGCUGGGCUGCUUGCUGCAGAUCAUCAGGAACCACGCUGUGGAGGUGAAGCUGGAGCCAGACGGACUACUGGUGUGGGUGCUGGCCAGUGCCCUGGGCCUCAGCCUGGUCUUCUCCCUGGUCUCCGUGCCGCUUCAGUGUUUCCAGCUCAGCAAGGCCUACGGCCUCUGCCUCCUCCUCUUCUACGUCUGUUUCCUUGUUGUGGUCCUACUCACAGAGUUUGGGGUGAUUCACCUGAAGAAAGUGUGACUGAAGCUGCUUGGCCUAGAGGUUUGGGGGCGAUUCUGCUAGCCUCCUGAGGGUGAGAAGAGGUGUGGGGAGGGGGAUCCUCGGUGGUCCCCGUGGAUCUCCUGAGAAGAUAGUCACUGGCAGAGCUCUGCUUGGAUGGGAAGGGUCCUGACUGCCAGCACCCAACAGCCUUAGCGUGGGGAUCUGGAGGCUGGCUUUGCUGGGGAUAAUCCCGGGUGAGAAUGAUGGGAUCUGAAUGACACUGGAGGCUCUGGGGGAGGGUAGCCCUUCAGUCAGCCCCCAUGCCUGCUGGGCUCUGGGCAGCCCUGUGGUUCCCUCUCUGGCUCUUCCACUCUCUGCGGGGUCCUUCGUACCGGCAGGGUGGCCUGAAAACAGAUUCCACACGUGGAAACAAGACUGGGUUUCUCAGCUUCCGUGUCAGGUCAGCCAGAGGAAAGAGGCUGAGUUGACAGCAGCAGGCACUGCCCUUCCUAGUCGGUGGCUGCCACGGACUGUGGAUCUAAACACUUCUAGAGCUUUGUGUUCCGGACUCUAGCUCCCCCGUCUGCAAAACAGGAGCCAGCCUGGGCUCUGUGCCUACCUCAAGGGGAGCUGGGGGUUGUGGGGACUGACCCUCCCCAGGGAGGUCUUACAAGUAGUGUGACCAGCCUUUUGUUUGUUUGUUUGGUUGGUUGUUUUUUUUGAGACAGGGUUUCUCUGUGUAGCCCUGGCUGUCCUGGAACUCACUCUGUAGACCAGGCUGGCCUCCAACUCAGAGAUCUGCCUGCCUCUGCCUCUCAAGUGCUGGGACUAAAGGCGUGCGCCACCACUGUCCGGCUUGUGACCAGCCUUUUAAAAGUGCCACUCACUCCCUGACUGCCUUCAGCUGUAAUUAAGAGACUUGACUGUUGGGGUUUUUGUUUGUUUGUUUGUUUGUUUUUGUUUUUUGUUGUUUCCAAAAAUAAAAGAUGAGUUAUUUCACACGUACCAGAAGA
This is a messenger RNA of Mus caroli (Ryukyu mouse), 2884 nucleotides long. It is a transcript of the gene Slc8b1, whose product is annotated as solute carrier family 8 member B1. Gene Ontology annotation, molecular function: calcium:sodium antiporter activity. The record is from RefSeq and is a predicted model, not a curated record. NCBI's taxonomy places the organism in Eukaryota, Metazoa, Chordata, Mammalia, Rodentia, Muridae. Gene Ontology annotation, cellular component: membrane. Gene Ontology annotation, biological process: calcium export from the mitochondrion; intracellular calcium ion homeostasis.